UGAUUUCGGGAAUUAAUGUUUUUUUUUUAAAUACAUCCUCAUUGUUGGUCUGUGGAUAUUCCUGAUAUUGUAAUCUUUGUUCCUGCGCUUCCUGUUUACUGUGUUUUUCAGAAAAAAUAAAUAAAUAAUGGCUGUUUUAAUAACCACAAAAUAUCCAUCCUAAUUCUGAAGAAAUCAAAAUACUGAGUGUAUAACCUGUAUAUUUUUAUAUAUAUAAAUAAAACUAAUAAUGGAUGAAGACAAAUUCGCACUAGUUGAGAAAGUCAUGAAAGACGUCGACAAUGUUAUGAUGAAAAACGCUGAGUUAUGCGCGUUUGACAUUGUUCCUGUUGAAGCAAAUUUUCAAAAUAAAUCUCCUGUCUUACAUUUGGAAAAUUGUCUUGGUUUAGAAUCUUGGUGUGUGAAGCAUGUUUAUAUGUAUUGCUAUUCGGAGCUUAUGGAUAAGUAUUUUGCAAAACCUAAGCGCAAAGCUCAAAAACCUUCCUCUGUCAAUGCCGAGAGAUUAACAAGGUUACUCAACAUUACACUCCUUAUCAAUCCAGAAUUGAAUAGUUUAUGGAACAAAAGGCGAGAGAUGGUAUUAAACUGUUUUCUACAAAAGUCAUCAGAAUUGCAAUUUUCUAAACUAGUGCUUUCUAGAAAACCCAAAUGUAAUGAUGCAUUUGCUUAUAGGAGAUGGCUUCUAAAAGAAAUUUUUAAAGAUUCAACACUGCAAAGCAAUCACAUAAAUAGUCUUGCUAAUGAUGAGAUUUAUGUCUGUGAUCUGGCAUCUGACAAGAGCGCCAACAACUAUCACAGUUGGAACCAUCGUAUAUGGAUUAUCAAUUUACUGAAGAAAUGUAAAAAUUUUGAUGUACAAUUCCUUUUCAUCAAAGAGUAUGAUUUUUCAGAGAGGUGGUUAGCUAAACAUGUUUCAGAUUAUAGUUGUUUUCAUUACAGACAAUUUUGUAUUGAAAACAUUUUUUUGGUUAGUGUAGAAAGAUGGAGUACUUUUGACAAUCAUAUAAAUGGUUAUAACCGGAGAAGUCUAAUAAAGACUUUAGGUAACAAUUUCCCUAAAGAUAUUACAGUCCAAGCUUCAGAAGCUGAUUUACUAACUUAUUCUGAUGAGAGUUUGGUUAAUUUAUUGCUUAGUUAUAGCAAUAAAAAAUGUAAUUGCACUGUUGACAAUGUUUUACUGUGCAGAAAAAUUGAGGUUUUAUUUCAUGAGUUGGAUUUGAACAGUGAGUUGCUUAGAUUUUAUAAAUAUCAUGAGGCUAUGUGGUAUCACCGGCGAUUUAUUGUGCACAAAUUAAUCAGUAUAAUGUAUGAUCAUUUUGGCAUAAAUAGACAGAAUGGCUCGCUUGUAAAAAGCAGUUGCGGCAAAUGUAAUUUGGAUGCUACGAGUGAAAGGAAUGCUAAAAUAGUGAGAUAUGAUGGUAACAGAAUAUAUUCAUGUGUACUUUUCAAUGUUUUGAUGAAUUAUGAGAAAGUUUUUAUUGAUGAAAGACGUAUUGAUGGUGACAAUUAUGCAGAUAGACAUGAAAAAUAUUUAAGAUUUAUCGAAGGUCUUAAUAAUGUAAUGUGAAUUCCAAAAUGUAGAUUUUUACUAGAUUAAUCUGGUGAAAUUUAUAAGGAAAUAAUAAAAUAUAUAUAUAAAUCAUCACAAAUAGAAAUUUUAUAGUCAUGCAUAGUGAUAACAUCACUGAUGUUUAGCGUGGUUCGAUUAAUUUACACUAUUGCUAAUUUUUUUAUAGUUGUCAAUCAAUUGCCGUUUACUUUUGCGUUUUUUAUUCUGAACUUUAGUAAUUGCAAUAUACAAUUUCUUGCUAAUAUCAAUUUGACGCACUAUAUUAUUUAAUAACAUUAAGAAUUUGAAAAAUCAGUCGUUCAUUAUACAUAAAAAUAUUAUGAUAAAGUAAUUGUGAUAAGUAAUGGUAUUAUUUAUCACUUACACGUUUUAAUCGAUAAUAUAAUGACUGUCUGUAACAGAAAAGUUAAGAGUUUAAGCAGCUUUCUGUUGUUUCAAAAAAGGUUAAAUGUUACAACUUGCUGACAAUGCUGAAUCAUAUAUUAAUUUUGAUGUCUUUUUUUUAUCAAA
Molecule: messenger RNA, 2080 nt
Organism: Diatraea saccharalis (sugarcane borer)
Lineage: Eukaryota; Metazoa; Arthropoda; Insecta; Lepidoptera; Crambidae
Source: the annotation of a GenBank genome assembly